Molecule: messenger RNA, 735 nt
Organism: Arctia plantaginis
Lineage: Eukaryota; Metazoa; Arthropoda; Insecta; Lepidoptera; Erebidae
Source: the annotation of a GenBank genome assembly
AUGAACUUCUUAAAUAAAUUAGUUCUAAUAGUAUUAUUAAUUGGACUAUCGCCUACUAUAUUUGGGACUGACGCACUAACCCCUUCUUGCCUAGAAGACCAAGUGCUGGAAUUACUUAGAAAAUGGCAGCAAGGCGAUUUGCUCACGAUGCCACUGCCUUCUUUAGGAACAAUAAGACUGCAGUCCUACGAGGGACAAUAUACAGGUUACGGAAUAAAAAUUGCCUACACUACUGGUAAUAUGAACAUGACGGGCCUCAGAAACUUUAAAGUGAAGGAACUUUCGGCCUCUACAGACGACUUGUUUGAAGCAUCGGGUGCAAUUAGUAUACCUUCUUUGACUCUGAAUUCAGAUAACUACAAUUUAAAGGGGAAUGCUUAUGUUUUUUACUCUUUGAAAGGAGCAGGAUUUAUGAAUGUCACUUUCGAGAAUGUCAGUUUGACUUUCUCAAUCAGUUUGGCCCAUAAUGCGAAUAAAAAAGACAGAGGCAUAGAAAUUGAUGACAUCCAGCUCAACUACAGCGUGGACGCUAUACGUGUUAACCUAGAAAACUGCUCGUGGCCUGUCAACAAGGUAUUGAACGCUGAAGCUAAAAGUAUCAACGAGAAUUACCGCAGCUUAUUGGUUAACGCGGCCACCGAAGGACUGAAGAAGUCAUUAAAUUCUUACCUUAUUACAGUACCACCAACAGCCCUUACAUAUGCAUUUUGUAAUAUUUGUAAUAAAAAAUGUUAA